AUAAAUGACUGUAGUGGUUGCCCUUGUCUGUCUUCUGCUUGGUGACUCAUCUGGCUUGCAGAUAAAAAGAUUCCCUUUCUCCCUCUCUUUCUUCUUUAAACUCCCCUUAGGUUUUCACCCUCUUCAGUAAGUAAAACACUUACAAAAAUCAAAGGCAUCAUGGGAUUUAAGCAGUGGCUUUCCCUUCUGUGGCCCUGCUUGAACUCUUUUAACUUUUUGAUUUUGCUCCGUGGUUUCCCUUUUAAUCAACCGCUUAGCAUUGUCAUGAGCUCAGGGGGCUUUACAUUUUCGACGCUAGAUCCCUGAUCUGCAAGUGUCUGGACUGCCUUAAGCUGAAAUGAAGAAACACACAUAUAACAACAGCAUUAUUCUCUCACUUACAGAUGCCAUAUUCCAGUGAUUACUGUAUACACUCGAGUAUAAGCCUAGUUUUUCAGCCCUUUUUUUAGGACUAAAAAAGCCCCCCUCGGCUUAUACUCGGGUGAGGGUCCUGUUGGCUUAUAUUUGGGUAAGCUAAUACUCGAGAAUAUAUGGUACAUUUAUUAUUUUUCUCUAUUAUUAUUGGUAUUAUUACAUUUAUUAUUUUAAGUAAAGGUAAAGGUUUCCCCUGACAUUAAGUCCAGUUGUGACUGACUCUGGGGGUUGGUGCUCAUCUCCAUUUCUAAGCCAAAGAGCCAGCGUUGUCCGUAGACACCUCCAAGGUCAUAUGGCGCCGUUACCUUCCCGCCGGAGCGGUACCUAUUUAUUUACUCACAUGUGGCCGACAUGACUGCAUGGAGCGCCGUUUACACUAUUAUUUUACUCUAUUAUUAUUAUUAUUAUUAUUAUUAUUACAUUUAUAAUUGUACUCUAUUAUUGUUGCUAUUAUUACAUUUAUUUUUACUCUAUUUUUUAUUAUUAUUAAUACAUUUAUUAUUUCACUCUGAUAUUAUUAUUAUUACAUUUAUUAUUCUACUCUAUUUAUUAUUACAUGUAUUAUUUUUCUGUAUUUAUUAUUAUUAUUACAUGUAUUAUUUUACUCUAUUAUUAUUAAAAGGAUACAUAAGCACAUUUACAUUGAAGAAGAUGAGAAUAAUGAUUUAAUCAGAGUUAGACAGUCUUACCUUGAUGUAAAUAUUCAAAAACAUUUAACCUACUGAUACCUCAAUUAAUGUAAUUUUUGGUAUCUAUUUUUAUUUUGGAAAUUUCCCACCCUCGGCUUAUACUUGAGUCAAUGAUUUCCCAGGUUUUUUUGUGGUAAAAUUAGAUGCCUCGGCUUAUAUUAGGGUCGGCUUAUAUUCGAGUAUAUACGGUAAUUUUAUUAUUUCUGUUUCCUCUAGUUUCAGCACUGACUGCUAUAGCGCUGAGCCUCUAAAGCAGUUAAUGGACCCUUCCUCUGUUCUCUACCUGGAUUUGCAAGAUGCUCAUUUUAGGAUCAAAUAUUUUCAGAUUUUAAAAAGCCCCAGUGUUGUACAAUAGCCAUACAGGCUGGAGUUGUUGUUUAGAAAAAAGAUGUUUUUCAAAGCUGUGGUUGUGCUUCAAAUGCUCUCAAUUCCAGUGUAGUUUGUAGAAAUAAAUGAUUCCUUUGAGCUUAUUCUUUGCACCAAUAAUGUCAGAGUUUUAUAUCAUUUCUUAAGUGAAAAUGGGUAAGUGAUUGUAAGGAUCAUGACCAAACACUGUAUGGCCAGCAGCAAUCAAGCCACCUGUUAGAGAUUGAGUACUACUAAUAGAGACUGAGUACAUCAUGUUACUAGAGGUUGGAGUUUGGAACCUGAGAUAGGAGAGAUCCAUAGAGACCAGAGAAAAGAUUUUUGAAGAAUGAAGGACGAAUGAAGCUACCUUCACUGCUGAAAACUAAUUUGCUUUAAGGUGUGGAAAGAAAUCGCCAUUUUAGGCUUUUUGUUGUACCGUCACAAUGAGAACUUAUCACUUUUUCUGGAUCCUCUUCUGGGUCAGUCACCCCUACCAAAGUUCUUCCACACCGUUAUCCAAAAGAACUAGUGGAUUUCCAGAAAACCCAAAGGUUUUGGAUUUAUCUAGAAAUAACAUAAAUGUGCUCAAUCGUGCCAAAAGAAGCUGGAUGUGGAAUCAGUUCUUUCUUCUAGAGGAGUACACCGGCUCAGACUACCAAUACGUUGGCAAGCUUCACUCUGACCAGGACAAAGGAGAUGGUUCACUUAAAUACAUCCUUUCUGGAGAUGGAGCAGGAGAUCUUUUCAUUAUCAAUGAAAACACUGGGGAUAUACAGGCUACAAGGAGACUAGACAGGGAAGAAAAGCCGGUUUAUAUUCUUCGAGCUCAGGCUAUCAAUAAAAGGACCGGAAGACCAGUAGAACCAGAAUCAGAGUUCGUCAUUAAGAUCCAUGACAUCAAUGACAAUGAGCCACUGUUUACAAAGGACAUUUACAAUGCUAGUGUCCCAGAAAUGUCUGAUGUAGGUACAUUUGUCGUGCAAGUCACAGCAACCGAUGCCGAUGACCCUACAUACGGGAACAGCGCAAGAGUGGUCUACAGCAUUCUCCAGGGGCAGCCAUAUUUUUCUGUUGAGUCUGAAUCAGGCAUCAUCAAAACAGCUUUGCUGAACAUGGAUAGAGAAAACAGGGAGCAAUACCAAGUGGUCAUCCAGGCCAAAGACAUGGGCGGACAGAUGGGCGGAUUAUCAGGAACCACUACAGUGAACAUCACGCUGACUGAUGUCAAUGACAACCCACCUCGCUUCCCUCAAAGUGCCUACCAAUUCAAAGUCCCAGAAUCGGCACCACUGGAUUCAGCAGUGGGCAGGAUAAAGGCUAGCGAUGCUGAUGUUGGCCAAAAUGCAGAGAUGGAAUAUAGCAUCAUUGAAGGGGAUAGCUUAGAAAUGUUUGGUGUCAUCACAGACAAGGAGACACAAGAAGGCAUCGUCACUGUUAAAAAGGCAUUGGAUUUUGAGAAGAAGAGACAGUUUACUUUGAAAGUGGAGGCCAGCAAUCCUCAUGUGGACCCCAGAUUCCUGUAUCUGGGACCAUUCAAAGACACAACUACUGUCAGAAUUCAAGUGGAGGAUGUAGAUGAACCUCCUGUGUUCAGUAGGCCAGCCUAUAUACUCGAAGUAAAAGAAGAUGUCCAGAUCAAUGCUGUCAUAGGAACUGUAACCGCCAGGGACCCCGACAGUGCAAAGAAUCCUAUCAAGUAUUCUGUAGAUCGUCAUACUGAUAUGGACAGAAUAUUCAACAUUGAUUCUGGAAAUGGUUCAAUAUUUACUUCCAAGCUUCUUGACCGGGAAACAUUAUUGUGGCACAACAUUACAGUAAUUGCAUCCGAGAUCAACAACCCUAAGGAAAGCAGCCGAGUCCCAGUGUUUAUUAAAGUUCUGGAUGUGAAUGACAACGCCCCUGAAUUUCCCAUGUUUUAUGAGACAUAUGUUUGUGAAAAUGCAAGGGCCGAACAGCUCAUACAGACUCUAAGUGCAGUUGAUAGAGAUGAUGCUUUUGGGGGACACAAAUUCUCAUUCUCUUUGGCGCCAGAAGUAGCCAGCGGCUCCAAUUUCACGCUUCAGGACAACAGAGAUAACACAGCUGGGAUCUACACCAGGAGAACCAGAUACAGCAGACAUGAAAUGAAUAUGUACCUCCUGCCCGUGGUCAUCUCAGACAAUGAGUACCCGAUUCAGAGCAGCACAGAGACAGUGACAAUUCGAGUAUGUGCCUGUGACCAAAGAGGCAAGAUGCUCUCCUGUAAUGCUGAAGCACUGAUCCACCCAACUGGCCUUAGCACAGGCGCUCUCAUCGCAAUCCUCCUCUGCAUCAUCAUAUUGCUAGUGACAGUGGUGUUGUUUGCAGCCCUGAGACGGCAACGGAAAAAAGAGCCUUUGAUCAUUUCAAAAGAGGACAUCCGAGACAACAUUGUCAGCUACAACGACGAAGGUGGCGGAGAGGAAGACACCCAAGCAUUUGAUAUUGGCACGCUGCGGAAUCCUGAAGCCAUAGAAGACAAUAAAUUACGCCGAGACAUUGUGCCGGAAGCACUUUUUAUGCCACGCCGGACACCGGUGGUUCGAGAUAACACAGAUGUUAGAGAUUUCAUUAGCCAAAGGUUAAAGGAGAACGACACGGAUCCAACAGCACCUCCUUAUGACUCAUUGGCAACAUACGCAUAUGAAGGCAAUGGCUCUGUGGCAGAGUCUCUCAGUUCCUUGGAGUCGGUGACUACUGAUGGGGACCAGGACUACGAUUACCUCAGCGACUGGGGACCUCGCUUUAAAAAGUUGGCCGAUAUGUAUGGUGGCACAGACAGCGAUAAAGACUCCUAAAAUGUUGCCUUUUUUAGCUCCCAGAAAACAGCAUUGAAAUGUGUGAUGUUGCGAUUUCUUUCUAUUUAUCCACAGUUCUUUGGAAGGGUUCUGUUUGACCAGAUGAAAUUGUUUCCGUGACUGCAGUCUUCGUGGAUCUAAUGUCAUUUCCUCCCCAAAUAUAAUUUGAGCUUCCAAGAGGCAAAUAAUGAGGAAAAACAAACUUUUUUUUGUAUAUCCUAUUUGCCAAGCAGGCACGAUGGGAAGCAAAUUGAGGAACAAAGGAAAUGGAAUAAUAGUUUUAACUUGUUCUGCUUAUCUUGGAAAUUGGAUUAUCUUCGUGCUAUCAUUCACCAAAUAAUCUUACUGUAUUUUAAUUAUUCUGCUCAGACAUGUCUUCUGCAGACUAUGUAUCAAACAUCUAAAUGUAGGGAUCUAUUGCUGCUCACUUUAACUAUUACAGUAAAAAGGAUAGCUCUUUUUGAAGCCACAACUAGCCAAUAAGGAAAUCAGAUACUUAAAAGAUUGAGAGCCCAUUUAAACAGUAGUAUUAAUCCUGAAUUAGUCAUUUUCCUGGAAAUAUUCAUCCAUUCUAAGGGGUGGACAAUUAAGAGUAGAGAGGAAGGAGAAUUGUUUUGUGUUAGUAAUGAUGCAAAAAGAGUAUCUCAAGUGUGUUUAUGAUAUGACAGCAAUCAUUAUUUUACGGAAAAACACUCCCCCAUGUAACCAGUCUCUUCCAAUCUGGUGUCCUCCAGAUGUGUUAGAUUAGUGAUGUCAAGCUUAUGACCCUCCAGGUAUUUUGGACUUUGGCUCCCAAAAUUCCUGGCCAUUGGACAACUCUCAGAGCUUCUGAAAGUUGAAGGCUCAAACAUCUGGCGGGCCACAGGUUUGACAUUUCUGUGUUAGACCAGCGCCAUCCCCAGUUGGUAUAGCCAUUGUAUGGUCAAGGUGGGAGUUAUGGACUAGCAUGUCUGUUUAUCACUAGGAUGAGGAAUGGUGGUAGAGAUUACCUUCAGCAAACAUUUGUCAAGGAAUUGGCAUGACAUUGACAGAUAUAUAACUAAUGUAAGUCCUGCUGAUAUCAGUAGGCUCUUUGUGUACAGACUUUGAGCUCUAUUUAAUAUUAAUGCCAGUUUCUAGGACAUCAGCAAACACAAAGCUGCCAUGCAAGUCUUACCCUUCUCUGCUCACUUACCCUGCUGCAACCUUUACUUUGGCCUCAGAAACAAAAUGGGUACCUGUGAUAUUUCUGACAGCAGGACACUUUGAUACUAGCAAGAAAUUGUAGAGCAGGAGGAGGAACCAAGUAAAACAAGAACAGUAGUAGAGUCACUUUUAGGUACAACCCCUACAAUAUUAAUAAAAGCAUCAGUCAUAAUCUAGAACAGUGGUUCUCAAUCUGGGUUCCCACAAGUUGAAAUCCACUGAUCUUGAAUCUAGGACAGUAGUUCUCAACCUGUGGGUCCCCAAAUGUUUGGGCCUACAACUCCCAGAUAUCCCAGCCAGUUUAUCAGCAGUUAGGAUUUCUGGAAUUUGAAGACCAAAACAUCUGGUGACCCACAAAUUUGGAACUACUGAUCUAGGGGUAAUCCUCAGUUGGAUCCCACUUCUUCCACCAGAAACGCCUUUCUCUCCAAUGGCCAAAAGCCAGCUCCAGAGUGCUGAAAAAUCCUUCAGAGCAAUCUUCUGGCAUCAUGGAGUGUUGAAGCAGAAAGGAGGUGGGAAGAGAAUUCUGUUAAUCCUGGUGCUGGUCAACAAAAGAAGCCAUUUGAUAUUGGCCUUUGUAUGCAGUCACUCCUCAGCCCGAAGCUGGGAAUUCACAUUGACUAUGAUGUGUGAGUGCACACACACACACACACACACACACACUUACUCCCAAAGUACCAUUCAAGAAAACAUCUGGAGUGAAAAGCAAAGCAGGAAAGCAGAACACAGUCUAGCUUCUAUACCAUUGGUUGAAACCCACUAAGUGGAUUGGACUUGCUUUGAACAAAAUGAAAUAUUUGAACAACCUCUGUAGAGCUCUGGUAAAAUGACCUUUUUUAAAAAACAACAAUUGUUCUUUGCUAAAUGGCAGCAUUUAAAAUUAUUUUAAAAUGAUAUUUACUUCUCUUUAUUGCAUUAUAGUAAAUGAAGUCUUACAGUAAAGUAGCAUCAUGUGAUUUUAUGAUUUAGGCUUUUUAGUUAGCUAGCUAGACGUUAGAGUACUUAGUGUACAAGAAGUCAUCAGUUGAUACAUUGAUUUGGAAGGCCACAAAACAGAUUCUAAAUUUAUUGAUCAAAGGGCCACACUAGUUGUUAAUCUGCAAUUAUUGCAGCCCCAGAAAACCUAAAGUCUUGUAAUCAAGGUGCAUUGUUGGUGCAGUUCCAUGUUGUAAUUUGUUGGAAAGAUCCAAAGAAAACAAAUACUAGCUAUCUGGGAGGGGAUCAAGACAUUUGCCCUCAAAAGGCUCAAAGCAUUACAAAAACAAACCUGCCAUAUUAAAAUGAUAAAUCAUUCCCAUAGAAAGUCAGUCUAACUUCGAUCCUAUGUAUGUCUUCUAAGAAACAAGCCCCAUUAUGAAAGUUUUGUGAUAACUAAUGAAAGCCAGAAAAGACUGAAUUAUUAUCUCCCUUGUUAGCAUUUUUUUUAAAAAAAACCUAUAAGUUAUAACCAACUCUAUCCAUCAAUAAUGUUGAAACAAUCCAAUCAGCAAGAGUUGAAUCAACGUUGGUUAGAUGGUUGAGAAAAGCAGAAUCACUACAUUUAAUACAAAUACCUUUUGUGAUCUAGAGACAUUGUUUGGGGUGGUAUGUGGCCUCUCAGCCACAUUUUCCCCAACACUGUUUCAAAACGUGAUUAGACAGAUUCAUAGCUAUCAAUGGCUAGUAAUCAGGAUAGCUAUUAAUUUCUUCCCAUAUCUGCAGUUUUGGUUGCUGAAGACCAUAUAGGUGAGAGGGCCAUUGAACUUGUCCUGUAGACCAGCUUGCUAUGGUCAGUAGAUACUUUCACUAUGGAAACAGAUUGUUGGAAACAGACUGUUGGACUAGACCUUUGAUCUGAUCUAACAUGGUUCUGGAACAGAUCCAGGGCAAGACCCAAUAAUGAAUCCUGACAGCGUUUGUAGUGAAAAUAUUAAAGGGAAGACUUUCUAUGUGCAUGCAUGAUUGCAUGUUUUUUAUCUUCCCAAUGGAAAAUGGCCCUGGAAUUCAUUUGGUCAGACUCAACUCAACAGUAAGUGCACGUACAUAAUUUCAAGUGUUUUAUAUAGGUCAUCAAAAGGAGUGUGCUUUAAGCAGCACCAUGCCAAAUAGGCUACAGAAGCCUAAAACGCUGAGUGGAUUCUGUGAACAAACAUUGAUUGUGCUUUUCUUCUGAUAUAGCAAAUUCACUUUGAUGGCUUAAGUUGAUUUAGCUAGGAUUAUCUGUGGUAAUUCCAUGACACGUUGAUGGCUUAAGUAGAGUGCUCUUCCACCACCACCCUGAAUUAGUGACACUAAGUAGCAGGCGAUUUGAGCGAGAAUUUUGCAUUUUAUUGACAAAGUGUUUUUCCCUGUCAAUAAAAUGACAGUAAGCCACCCACUGCAUGUGCAUAAAUAUUAUAUAAACUAUUUAACAUACUGGCAUCAAAAUUAAGAUGCCAAACUGAAAAAAGAUGAAAUAUAAUAUUCUCUAGUAGCUGGCAUUUAUAAAUUAAUCACCUGAAGUUUUUUUGUUAUCCCUGCAAUUUAUGUACAUAGAUUUCCCCCCCAUACACACACACAAAUAGAGCUCUGUUAGUAUCAAUUCAUAGACAUAUGACUAAGGCCUUCAGAUUUUCCCCAAUGUGCAGUGUAAAAUACAAUUGAAAAGGAAAUUUCUUUGUUCAUACAUUCCAUGUUUGAGUGUCAAGGUGUAAUGAUCAAAAAGCAAGAGAAGAAAAGAUUGGAAGCAUUAAUUGUACCGCAUUUGAUAGGUUAAGUAUCCCUAAUCAGAAAUCCUUAGGACCAUAAUUAUUUUGGAUUUCUGAUUUUUAGAUGAGUAUUUGCAUAUAUGUACAUAAUUGCAUAUCUUUGAGAAGAACCCAAUCCUAAACACUGAAUUCAUUUAUGUUUCACCUAAAUGUUACUUUUAGCCCAAACUUUGUGUUUGAAACAGAGUUUUUAUACACUGGCCCAUCAGAACACAAAAAUAUCACAUAUGGGGAUAUGGACAGUUUUGGAUUUUGGAAUAUUUCAGAUUUUGGAAUUCCAGACAAGGAAUACAACAAUGUGGGGAUAGAAAAGUCCAGUGUCAAACUGCAUCCAAUAUCCUACAUGGUAGACUAUAAAGCAGACCUGCACAACCUGUGGCCCUCCAGGUUUUUUGGACACCCAGAAUUCCUGAUCAUUUAAUAAGCUGGCUAGGGCUUCUGAGAAUUGGGGGUCCAAAUACCCGGAGAACCACAAGUGAUGCCUAGUGUAGAAUAUGAAUAUAGUACGUGGGCCUCUCUAUCAACACCAUCAGAAUUUUCUGUGGCACUGUGAUAGCCCCCCCCCCCCCCCACACACACACACACAUAAACAGAGACAUUUCACUACUGGCGGACAAGUAGAAUACAGAAUCAGAGAAGCAUCUGGCUAUGGUCCCAUGUCCCACUAAGAUCUGCUAGAAUUCUCCAGACAUGUCAGCAAAUGAUGUCAUCAGCCUUCAAUUGGUUAUGGCAGCAUAGUCAGAUUCUUCUCUAAUCUUCUUCCCUAACCACCAACAAAGAGAUGACUAUAUGGGUGGGACUACACAGUCUAGUGGUGGUGGUAAGGUAUUGGUGGUGGUGAGUCUCAGAAAAGACUACCAACCUCCAAAAUGACCCAAAAAGUGGACAUAAGGUGGAGUUGUACUUGGAUAUGUCACCAAUAGAACUCCAGACUAUAUGUGUUUAGAUCUCAUGAGCAAGUCCCAUUUAAAUCAGUAGAACCAAGGUAUGAGUUCCUAUGACUGCACACAACUUCAAAUAUAAGUCAGUAGUGAGAAAAUACAGAUUUUUAGUAAUAUAUAAUUAGCAUGUAGAAUCAACAUCUCAAUGUAUUUUAAUGAUCCUGGUUCAUCUUAAUCCACUGGCUUCAGAACAACCAGGUCUUGAGUUGAAUCAACCCAAAUCCUUUAAUAUGGCAAAGCAUUUUGAAUUAAGGUCUUGAGGUUCAGUGGAGCUUACCUCUAAUUAAGAAUUGGGGCAUAUGCUUUCUUUAUCAGAUUAGAAAAAUCCUCCUGAAUGAAGAUGCUAUUAUAUUUCAUUAUGUAUAUCAGAGUUAGAAAAUAUAUGGCAGUGGCCAAAACAUAUACAAUAGAGUCUCACUUAUCCAACAUUUGCUUAUCCAACAUUCUGGAUUAUCCAAUGCAUUUUUGUAGUCGAUGUUUUCAAUAUAUCAUGAUAUUUUGGUGCGAAAUUCGUAAAUACAGUAAUUACUAUGUAGCAUUACUGCAUAUUGAACUACUUUUUCUGCCAAAUUUGUUGUAUAACAUGAUGUUUUGGUGCUUAAUUUGUAAAAUCACAACCUAAUUUGAUGUUUAAUAGGCUUCUUCUUAAUCUCUCCUUAUUAUCCAACAUAUUCGCUUAUCCAACGUUCUGCCAGCUCAUUUAUGUUGGAUAAGUGAGACUCUACUGUAAUUGCAUUAGCUUAGAACCAAUGGUUAGUUUCAACUAGAGUAGCCCCAUUGAAUCAAUGGUGAUUUAUCAUUUAGCAAUUGAUUCCAUGGGGCUGCCUGUUCCUAGUAGCAUUUAGAAUUAGGAAUUUCAUGUUUUAAUUUGAAAAUGUAGGUCUUAUUUUGAGGAACUUUCCAGUUAUCCAGAUCAUCCCGGCCUCAGGCAGCAUACUGAUUUCUGAAUCAUAACAAUACUUCAAGAGAUCAGACAGACAGAAAGAUAGAGAUGAAAGAAAGAAAGACGUGCAAAGAAUUUGUUUUUAAUGUCAUAGAAAUGAGAUUACUCAUAUUUCCAAACUGACUGCCCUAGAUCAAAAGACACAUCUGUAGGUUAUGAGAGAGAAAUGCCAUAUAUUGGUUAAAUAGCUCUGCUAAUGAGAAGCAAUAUGGAAAUUGCCAAGUUGCUGUUAUGAAAUUUGUAAAUGAACAAGGGAAAGAAAGGGAGAAAGCAAUGACUGAGACCAUAUUUGAUGCCUUUAGCAGCUUGAAGGCUUCCUAAAGAGGGAAAUUCAGUAGCUGGCGUAAUUAUUAGAAGUGAAUGAAGGAAGUUGUUAUUUUUGUGUCAUUGGUUUCUAACAUUCCCUGUACUAGCAGUUUAAUUUAGGUACUGCUGAGACAAUCUUCAACACACCAACGCUCUGCGAUGCUACACGUCCUACGUCCGUCAUAUAUCACAAAUUCUCUUUAAAGAGCUGAACAUCACAGAUGUUCUUUUGUUAUCCAUGGACGUUUAUCAUAGACAUGGGUGGAGGUAGAGAGACAGAAAUAACGAAGGAAGAAACGUGGAAUUGUACUGUUUAAAGCUGAAGACAUAAAUUGACUACGUACUGAUAUAGCAAGCAACACAGUUUGAUUUGCAAACACAAGGAAGUGAUAACAUGUAUAGCUCCAUUAAGUCAAAUAUUUUGUCAAUACUGUACAAAUACCGGAUCCUAUGUGAUCUUGGAAACUAAGCAAGGCUAGUACUUGGAUGUGAGACUGCAAGUAAAUAUAAGGUGCAGUUGUCUACGUUUCAGAGGAAGAAGCUGGCCAAACCACCUCUGAGAAUUUAUCACCUAAGAAAACCCUAUAAAAUUCAUGGGGUCAUCAUAACUGAACAGGUGACUUGUAUACACAUUUUCACAAUCACAGAAAUAAACCACAGCAUUUUAUUUUCCCCCUGCAUUUCCCCCCUGGAGAUUUGGCAACUUUAACAUUAACAAGUAAAGCAGAAGUGUUACAGAGUUUGUGCUUCAUACUAGAUUGCGGGUGAGUGGGUGGAAUUUUAUAUUUUGGACAUUUUAGAAAGGUUGCAAAAUGACAUUAUCUUUCUUCCCAGAGUUAGUGGCUUUGACAAGUGGAGCGAAGAAUCCCCAGCAUAUAUUGCAAGAACCCUUUCCUACAAGACUGCACUAUUGAUGUAAAUACAUCUGGAUACACUUUCUAUAAGCUUUUAGUUUUAUAAGGUCUGUUAGUUUAGUGUUUAUUAAAGCUGUAUAGGAUUAUUAGACAUUCAGGUAAAAACAUUUAAAGACAAAUUUUAAACAAAAUCACAGUAUACAUGAAAGCUAUUUUGAUUCUGAGAAAACGUUUAAAAAGGAAACUUUAAAAACACUGUAUGAUUAUAUUCUGUGAUCUUGAUUAUCCUAGAAGUUAUAUUCCCGCCCUGUCCCGUUCCUGCCUUGGUUUUUAUGGCCUUAUAAGAAAUGCUUUGUGCAUCUUAAUCACAUACGAUGGGGGCAACAUGGAUUUGCAAAUGUCAAUUGUGAUUUGCAGUUUGAAAACCCUUUAAAAUAAAUGCCUCUUUUCAAAUAUUGAUUUCCUUGAAUUAAAGAAAGCCAAGCAUUAAUUAAGCCAGGUGCCACCAUCUGACAAGAUGGAGUAUCAGUUUCUUAUAUGUGGCUGUUUCCAGUUAUAUUUCUUGGCCUUUUUUUCCCAGAGAGGGGAAAGAUUUUUUAAAGCAACAGAAUUGAACAUUAGUCAUAGAGAACCAUUUGUUUAAAAAAUACCCUGUAGUUCAACCAGGACAAAAUAUGAUUCCAGUGGUAUGUGGAGAAUAUUGAUGGAGACGAGAUUUAGUUUGGUAUCCGUUCACAUUGCUGACUUUUUGGUUGAAAGAAGACCUCUACUAGGCAUAAAACAGCUGGUUGAAAGAGUAGCAAAAUUGUACCAAGAUUGCCCUCCACUUCCUAGGAUUAUUUGGACAUAUUUUGAUUUUAAAAGAUUUUUAAAUGGGGAGAUAGCUUUGGUUUCUAAAAAAGUGUUUUGGGGGCACGUGGAAAAGGCUCAGGCUUGCAACAACAGACAUAAGAACAAGAUAAGAGGGCCCUGGAUCAAGUAAUCACUGCCAUCAUUGCUUUGUAUUUAGGAUGAAGAGUGUUGAUCAUUUCCCGACCAACCUGAGCCUUGAAAAGUCAACUGCAUAAAGUUGUGUUUGCUUAAUCUCAUUUCUAGUACCACACAGUCAUUCGGUUGCUAAAAUUCAAAUAGCUUCCUGGGAGCAGCAACAGAGUACUGCAGUGGUUUAAAAAAAGAAAAGAAAAGGAAGAUAAUACACUGUAGGAAGAUGUACUGUAUAUCUACCAGAUCAUAAAGAAUGCUAUCUGAGCUCCAUCCAACCUGGAACAUUUUUAUCAUGGAGAUAGAAUGGCCUUUCUUGAUGCAUCCGUCAGUCACUUCAACUCAGUGAAUUAAUCCAGAAAUAUUUAGACAGUAUGCCAGGAUACCUUUAAACUGUGUGAAGUCUACAAUGAUACUUGCUUCAGAUGCAUAGAAUUGUGGAGUAAAAUUUCCAUAUGCUGGAAUUGUUUCCUUCUUUUGCUAUGGCUGAGGCUCUUUUCUGCCCUGGUGUGGCUCCGCUCCCCAUACCUUUUUUGCCUGUUUUGUUUCUUGAACAAUGUAAUCUUCCCCCACUUCUUCAUUUCUUUGAGCAGUGAUUUCUCUCUCUCACUCACUCUCACACACGUAUAUAUAUAUAUAUAAACACACACAAAGUGAAUUUACCUUUUUUGAAAAAUCAAUUUUUGUAACAAGUUAUUUAUAUGAUACUACUAAAUAAACUGUUUUUUUUCUAA
This is a messenger RNA of Anolis carolinensis (green anole), 12937 nucleotides long. Its product is annotated as cadherin-6. Gene Ontology annotation, cellular component: plasma membrane; adherens junction; catenin complex. Lineage: Eukaryota; Metazoa; Chordata; Lepidosauria; Squamata; Anolidae. Bases 1895 to 4267 code for a protein of 790 amino acids. Gene Ontology annotation, molecular function: cadherin binding; calcium ion binding. The record is from RefSeq and is a predicted model, not a curated record. Gene Ontology annotation, biological process: multicellular organism development; homophilic cell-cell adhesion; adherens junction organization. The transcript has 12 exons.